Rhopilema esculentum is the source of this 1374-nucleotide messenger RNA. RefSeq names its product general transcription factor IIF subunit 2. Gene Ontology annotation, biological process: transcription by RNA polymerase II; transcription initiation at RNA polymerase II promoter. NCBI's taxonomy places the organism in Eukaryota, Metazoa, Cnidaria, Scyphozoa, Rhizostomeae, Rhizostomatidae. Gene Ontology annotation, cellular component: transcription factor TFIIF complex. The record is from RefSeq and is a predicted model, not a curated record.
GGCUAAUUUCAAAUGGCACCUCAAUAGUUGUCCAGAAAUUCUUGUUUUUGAAAACAGAGAGGGAAAUUUUUCGCCACAGUUACUGGUAAAAUAAAAGCAAUGGACGAUAAAGAAAGCAACCUCGAUUGCUCUGGCUUAUCAAGAAAUGUGUGGCUGGUUAAGGUUCCAAAAUAUUUAUCAGAAACUUGGAAUAAAGCCGAUUCUAGUGGCAUAGUUGGAAAGCUUAAGUUUACUAAGACACAAGGAGCCCAGGUGAAGUUUGAGCUCUCGGAGCAGUUGUCGCAAGUCGGCUGUGUUGAUGGGGUUCCCCUGCCACGUGAGCACAAAAUGUUAAUGUCAGAUGUUUCCCAGUCCUUAGCCGUGUUUUCAGAGACAGCUGGUGAUUCAACAGAUCAAAAUUUACAAGGAGACCCAAUGUUUGCAUUUGAGGGAAAGGUUGUGAAAAGAGCUGACUGUCGACCUGUUGAAAAUCCAAAUUACCUUUUAUUAAAAAAAAAUGCCAUCAAAAAAGCUGGACAGCCUGCUAGAAAGGUGCAACAGAUAACAGAAAAAGUUCAUGGAACGAGUUUCAAGCCAAUUGCAGAUCACAAAGUGAAUAUUGAAAGAGAUAGAAAACGAAAAGAAGAAGGAAAAAGAGCUCGCUCAGAGAAAAAGGAAGUCAUGGACAAAUUGUUUUCUGCAUUUGAAAGACAUCAGUAUUACACUUUAAAGGAUUUGGUACAUCUCACACAACAGCCUGUUGGCUACCUUAAGAGUAUUCUGAAGGAAAUAUGUAAUUAUAAUUUGAAAAAUCCACAUAAAAAUACCUGGGAACUGAAGCAAGAGUAUAGGCAUUACAAAGAGGAGCCUGGCAAUGAGGAUUGAAACUGUGAGAGUUCUGUCAUGCGCAAGGAGUACGAUGACUUCAGUCUAAAACACAGGGAAGUGGCAGGUAAAAGAUUUUUUUAUGUCACAAAAAAACAAUUUGAAGUAAAUGGAAUCAAGAAUAUUCCAAACAUUCGCUGGUGGGUGUAGGGAUUCGCGGGCGCAAGUUGCAAAAGCCUAUUUAUUCAUGUAUAAUGGAAUCAGUAUCUUCUCUUUAACGAUAUGAUACAUUGUUUUAAUAACAGACAAUUCUCCAGCUUGGGAUAAUGACCAUUACCGGCAAAAAUUUGCAAAGUGACUCAGAGACUAUUAAAAUGGGCUUUCAUGCUAGCUAACCUAACAUGUUACCUUAAGAGCGUUGUAUUCAUGUUAUUUAUACCCAACAGCCUGUGUCAAGCGCUAAAAAUGCUGAAUCUCGUGGUGCGGUCUUAGCAAGCUUUUUAGUGAAUGCCUUUUCGUUAGUGAUGUAUUAUUUGAUUGUCAGCAAAAGUUACAAGCUCUGUUUGUGCU